This is a messenger RNA of Conger conger (European conger), 3221 nucleotides long. RefSeq names its product synaptosomal-associated protein 23-like. Gene Ontology annotation, biological process: exocytosis; synaptic vesicle fusion to presynaptic active zone membrane; synaptic vesicle priming. NCBI's taxonomy places the organism in Eukaryota, Metazoa, Chordata, Actinopteri, Anguilliformes, Congridae. The transcript is spliced from 9 exons. The coding region runs from base 279 to 989 and encodes 236 amino acids. Gene Ontology annotation, cellular component: SNARE complex; plasma membrane. The record is from RefSeq and is a predicted model, not a curated record. Gene Ontology annotation, molecular function: SNAP receptor activity; syntaxin binding.
CGAUCAGACAUGCGCAGUACGCAUUUCACUUGACUGAAGGAAUUUAGCUAACUAGUUUGCUUGGACCGUGGACUGAACGGAGGGUCAGACACAGGGCGAUUUCAAACUUGGAAUAAUUUCUAUACCAGAUCUCAAGAGGAAAGUCUCCUGCAUCUGUUUUUCAAAGAGGAACUAGCUAGCCAGCUAGCAAGCUGCCGAAGGGUUUUACUUGCUUUGCUAGCUGUCUAGCUAGCUAAAUAUCACCAUCCAGGAAAAGGGGGAACUUUUACAGUAACAAGAUGUUAAAACAGCCCCAGAGCACCAGCCCCAGUGGUGGAGGAGAGACCAACAUCAACAUGGACGAGAUGUCAGUGGAGGAUAUGGCCAUGAGGGCCAACCAGGUCACGGACGAGUCCCUGGAGAGCACCAGGAGGAUGCUUCAGCUGGCUGAAGAGAGCCGGCAGACGGGGGUGAACACCAUGACCAUGCUGGAUGAGCAGGGAGAGCAGCUGAAGCGUACGGAGGAGGGCAUGGACCGGAUCAAUGAGGACAUGAAGCAGGCUGAGAGAAACCUGACUGACCUGACCAAGUGCUGUGGGAUGUGUGUGUGUCCCUGUGACAGGGUGAAGUCCAUCGAGCACGACGGCCGCUACAAGCGCACCUGGGGCACGGGCAGCGUGAGCGCCAGCAGCACCAGCCCCGAUGCGGACGGCGUGGUGUCCACCCAGCCCUCCGGCGUCCGAAACGGCCAGGCCGGGGCCCAGGUCUCCGCCGCCGCCCCCUCCGGGGCCUACAUAAAGAGGGUGACCAACGACGCACGGGAGGACGAGAUGGAGGAGAACCUGGGGCAGGUGGAGGGCAUCAUCGGGAACCUGAAGAACAUGGCCAUGGACAUGGGCAACGAGAUCGACCGGCAGAACGUGUCCAUCGACCGCAUCACGGAGAAGGCCGACAUGAACAAGGCGCGCAUCGAUGAGGCCAACCAGAGAGCCAACCACCUUCUGAAAUAGAGAGGCCUGCUGCAGUCUCCCUCCCUCCCUCCCUCCCUCUCCCCUCCCUCCCUUCCUUCCUCUGACAAUCAGUGAGGGCUGUAAACCAACAAUGCUGUUUUCACACAAAAAAAAAAAAGUCCUUCCUCACACACGUUUGUCUUUCUCACUGCUGUCUGUAGCUGAAGGCACAGGUCUGUAUUCCAGUCUAAGGUCUGUAUUUCCUAGUUCUUAAGAGGUGCGGUUUCGGACCGCGUUCUAAUUGGUUGUGUACAGUUGGUGUAGCGGGCGGUCACUGUUCACCGACGCACGCGUUGAACUGCAGUUUCUGCAGUGAAUUCAGUAAUGGGUAAAGUCCGUCAUUCUGUUCCGUCCUCGUCUUUUGCCCUCUAGUGGCCAAGCAGUGAAACGACAGUAUCUUAACUCUUAUAUUUAGUAAUAGUUCACUAAUAUUUAGUAAAAUGUAAAAGACCAAUACUAAAAUUAUUGUAAUUGGCCGGGCAGUUAAUUGUUUUUUGUAUCCGAAACCCUCUUUUCCUGAUGGUGUUCCAUCGACAUCGUAUUCAUCGUAUAAAUGAACCAUUUUUGCAAAGCCGUUUAAAAACUUUUUGUGUAUAUUUUAAAAUCCAGUUUUUGUACUGCAAAAUCUGAUUUGACCGUGAAUACAUUUUCUAAGGUAGAGCUGGUCCCUGUCUGGGCAGCAUUUUGUGUUGAGUUGGCCUGGGCUUGCAGCUGAUGUUAGAUAUCUCUCUGCCGUGCAUCUGGCAGUGGCAGGGACUGUGUAGUGCUUUGCUCACAGACACGGGUUUGGGUCAGAACCGCCUUCUGCGGUUCUGUCUCAGCGCUUGCCUCAAAAAGACCCGCUUCCUGCUGGACUGGCUCCUCCGCGCUGCACUGGGGACGGAGGCCAGUUUCUUCUCCUCGAAGGGAUGCGAUUUCCUUAAAACUCUCCGCAGUAAUGUCCAAGGCAGAUUUUAGGAUUCGCCCCCUCUGUCGUUUGAAUGUUUAGUUGGUGAUUGUAGUCGUAGUUCCGAUAAACAUGCUGUUCUUCCUCUUCCACUUUUGACUUUUGAGACGUAGGGUUUUUGAAUCUCAAAACUUUAUUGGUAAAAUGAAAGUGCCUCUCGCAGUCUUCCUCUUGAGCACCAGGUUUGAAGCUGAGGUGUUGCAGGACCACGCCCUUUGUGUGAUACAGGAAGCUGUGUUGUAAUAGCUGUGUAUCAGUGAGUGUCUCUGUGUGGUGUGUGUGGUGUGUCUGUCUCUGUGUGGUGUGUGUGGUGUGUGUGGUGUGUGUAUCUCCCUCCUCUGCAGCAAUUAGAGCUGUGAUCCUCGACUGUUUCCCGUUUGUUCUGCCGAAAUUGUGCGUGUGCGUGUGUAUGUGGGUGUGUGCGUGUGCGUGUGCGCGUGCGUGCGUGCGUGCGUGCGUGCGUGCGUGCGUGUGCGUGUGUGUGUGCGUGUGUGUGUGUGUGCGUGUGUAUGUGUGUGUGCGCACGCGUGUGUGUGCGCGCGCGCGUGUGUGUGUGCGUAUGUGUGUGCGUAUGUGUGUGCGUAUGUGUGUGCGUAUGUGUGUGCGUAUGUGUGUGCGUGUGUGUGUGCGUGUGUGUGUUCGUGCGCGUGUGUGUGCGCGUGCGCGUGCGCGUGUGUGUGUGCGCGUGUGUGCGCGUGUGUGUGCGCGUGUGUGUGCGCGUGUGUGUGCGCGUGAGUGUGUGCGUUUGUGCGUGUGCGUGUGUUUGCCCUGACUUCAGUGGGAGGAUUGGGUUUUGGGGGGCAGUGCCUCUACAUUUAGGCCAUGCCCAUCACAUAUUUAGGCCACACCCAUCAAUAGUACUGUCCUGCAAUGAUGUGAGUUUGGCAGCUGUCCGUCUCUUCAGUACUGCUGGUUUAAAGCCACAUAUUUUACCCAGUGCUUUUACUGCCUCUCUGACUGUUCUCCAGUGAAAUGUGAUGGAAGUGGCAGCAAUUCUUGGGUUUCCCGAUCAUGGAAAAAGCUUGGGUUUGUCUCAGUGUUUCUAUUGUGGGAUGCUCAAAAAUUUGUUACUGGUUUAUUUUAAUUUUUUUUGUUUAUUCUGUAAAAAAUAUUUUUCUCUUUGUUGUUGCCGUGUAAUUUAAUUUCUUCAUUUGAACUUAAGAAAGAAUAAUUGAAUUAAAAAGUGCCUUUAUUUCUCUUUUAAAGUACACUAAAGCUUCUGCAACCUUCUCAAGUAAAAUGUAUACUGGUAUAUUUGUAUUGUUUUAAUAAAGUUCUAUCAAGCA